Molecule: messenger RNA, 4090 nt
Organism: Melanotaenia boesemani (Boeseman's rainbowfish)
Lineage: Eukaryota; Metazoa; Chordata; Actinopteri; Atheriniformes; Melanotaeniidae
Product: CD81 antigen-like
Exons: 8
Coding region: 127-843 (238 amino acids)
Cellular component (GO): membrane
Source: RefSeq, a predicted model, not a curated record
AGGAGUUGGGUGUUGCCUCUGCGCGAGCUGAAGUCAGUGUCUCUAGUUGGGGGUCGAAGCCUUUGCGCGUUUGCAGCUGCCGCCGUCCUGUGAGCUCUGUACCGAUAAUCGUUCAACAAAACCACCAUGGGAGUCGAAGGUUGUACCAAAUGCAUCAAAUACAUGCUUUUCUUCUUCAACUUCAUCUUCUGGCUUGCAGGUGGUGUAAUCUUGGGCGUGGCUCUUUGGUUGAGACACGACAACAAGAUCAGCAGCCUGCUGGACCUGGAACUGGAUGGAACUAAACCCCCCAGCACCUUCUACAUUAGUGUCCACAUUCUGAUAGCAGUUGGUGCAGUGAUGAUGGUGGUCGGUUUCCUGGGGUGUUACGGUGCCAUUCAGGAGUCCCAGUGUUUGCUGGGAACGUUCUUUGCAUGCCUGGUCAUCCUCUUCGCCUGUGAAGUUGCAGCUGGAAUCUGGGGUUACAUGCACAAAGACACUGUGUCAAAGGAGAUGAUCAACUUCUAUGACACCGUCUAUGACCAAGCCAUGACAGAUACCAUCACUGAACAGAAGAAGACAGCUAUCACCAACGUACUCAAGGUCUUUCAUGAGACGCUGAACUGCUGUGGGAAGGGCACGGGGACCUCAUUUCUGACGCAGCUCACCGAUAAGCUAGGCAUCACCGAUGUCUGUCCCAGUCAACAGGUGUCUGUUAGUUGCCAUAGCCGGAUCCAAGAGCUAUUCUCAGAUAAGAUUUAUCUGAUUGGAAUUGCUGCCCUGGUUGUUGCUGUUAUUAUGAUCUUCGAGAUGAUUUUCAGCAUGGUUUUGUGCUGUGGGAUCCGCAACAGCCCAGUGUACUAAAAUGAGCGGGUGCCAACACCUCAUCAGAGGAAAGAACCACACAUGACCACAGUCCUUUCUUUUUUCUUUUAUAACCAGAAAAUCUCACAUAUAGUGCUUGCUGGAUUUAGUCAGCUCUUUAAUGCAAAUAAACUAACCUCCAUAGAAGAUUGUUUUACACUGUUGAUUUAUUUUUUGCCACAGAUGCUGUUCGAAGUGUUAGAUCAGUGCUACCUUUACGUAGCAUCAGUAGAAAUUAUAUUACACUGUCACUCAUCAGCUACAUUCAUCAGUCAAGGUGCUGUAAUCCUUCAAUGAUUGGUUGGUUUUUACUGCUUUCUUGUCUGUAAACAUGCUCUUACAUUCUUGCUUUUAUGGAUUUUUUUCAUUGUUUUCUGUACAAACUGUAUAUAAAUAUAUGAUGACAGUGCUUUCUGUCUGCCUGAGCAUGGACGUUGCAUUACAUGAAACCUUUCUCCCGCCCACCCCUCCCAGCUCCCUGUACUCGCUGCUCCACUGUCUACGCUACACUGAAUCGGAGGGUGGUGUGUGUGACCAGCACUAGUGAAGCAGCGUGGGUUAGCCUCACCAACAUGGUAGCAACUCAGAGUGGCACAUAAAACACCCAGAUCGUUGUGAUGGUUCACAUCCACAUUGCUCUGUGAUGUCUGCAUGUGGUCAGCCAUGGAAACUGGACCCAAAGUCAGUGUGUUUUCCAGAAAGCAGGCUUAAUAUGAUAAAUUCAGUCAGGACUUGUUGUUAUCGUAACUAACUAACUAAACAUUCAUUUAUUUAUUUGUUUCCUAUUCUACUUAGUCCAAUUCAGGGCCGCGGGCUGAGGACAAAUUUGAACUCUUUUACUGCUUGUUUACUCCAUUCUUAAAUUCAUCGAUGAAUUUAAGUAAUUCAUGUCAUUUCCGUCUCAUCACUACUUUUUGUAAUCUUGGGUUUUAUCUAGUUUUGGUGCCAAAGAACAUACAUAAGUUUUAGUUUAGUUUUUUUUCUUUUUAACCGCCAUAAAAACACACAAAUGCCAAACUGUUGAUGUGCUCCCACGAUGGCAGUCAGAUUAUCUGAGCUUUAUCACGGUGGCUUUUUGUAAUGAGUUAAUACCAAAAGAGUCCACCACGCUAAAUUUGACUCCUUGUCUCCCAUCAUCAUGGUUAGACUGAGUUCAUUAAAGCUGCUUUCUGGAAUAAAUCCUUCAUGUCCGACUCUGAGUGCUUAGUUUUCAUUUUUAUCAAAAAAAAGAAAAAAAAAAAAAACUUUACUGCUUCUAUGCAUGAACUUGUGGAGGCUUCAUGCUCUAUGCUCCAAUCCAUCGUCCCAAAGAAGAUUUUGAUGGAGGUGACGGUGGAUCAUGGAUAGCUUGUAGUGUAAAUGUUGUCUAUGCAUCCAUGUUUUCUUUUUUAAUGCUUUUUCCAGAUAAAAAAAACUGUCAACAUGUUUGUGAUUGCUUCCAGGCUAUAGCAAAAAUAAUGGCAGGCGGUGUCUCGUAAAUCUGUGUUGCCUUAAGACAAGAGUGGUGGAGGCCGGUCUCGUCUUGUCUGACAUGAUUAUGUCAUUGUACUGUUCCUCCAGCUCCACUGUCCUUCUGCAUUUACAGUUCAUGUAGUAACUAUCCUCAGUAGAGGGCCAGAUGAGGCUAAACACUCUCAUCUUGUCCUCCCAGCGGCAUGUAAUCUUUUCAUAAUCUUUGUACAUGUUGUGUAGGUGAUGCUUUGUCUCUUACUAACAGUCUGAAUGAGUUGAUGUGUGGAUAUUCAGAGCAGGUCCAGAGGUCUAUACUACCAAGCAGGAUUAAAGGAUUACAGAGUGAAAUUUAAGGUUUAGCUAUGGAUUUUCAGUCUCACAGAGCUUUUUCACUUCACACCGUGUUGUAUCUCUUAUCUCAGACCCUACCUGAGAUUAAACAUCACCGCAGGUGGACUUCUUCCUGAGCAGACUGUUUCUGACUAGAAUUAAAGACCAAUCUUCUCUGAUCUGAGGCGUAUAAUCAGAAGGGGGAGUUUAUGUCAAGUUUAAAGUUUUGGACAGCUUUUUUUAAAUUUUUUUUAUUAAAGAUUGAGUCUUGAUGACAGAAAGCGAAUGUGGACGUUUAACAUGUUUCUUCUUUUUAACUGUGCAGACAUGAUUUCAGCACCUGACUAAUUCAAACUGAUUCGAUAAACAGCUGUUUUAAUGACAGAUGGGGCAGCGAUAUUGAUCGGCUUAUUUCCACAUUUCCACAUUUAGUCAUAGCAUCAUUUAGAUGAGUUAAAAGAUUCUCUGGAUUUGUUUAACCUUCUCUGUAGUAUAGAUCCACCAGAGUUUAGUGCUCUCUGGUUGUCAGAGGCCACCGCCCUGCAGGUUUUGGAUAUUUCCCUGCUUCACCCUGCCAUGAUGAUUGGGUCAUUAACAGGCUUGUGCAGACGUGGAAGUGAUAGGCUUUAUUUCAGUCUGGUGUGGAGCAUGGAAACCUCGACAAGCCGUGGCAACAGUUAUGGAAAUCAUCAUUCUUGGAGGAUAGUCUUUCAUUUGUUUUAGUUUGUAAAAGAAAAAUUGGCUGUUUAAUAAAAUAGUUCUGUCAUCUCUGUGAUUUCUCUUUUUUGUUUGUUUUUAACGAACUAAAACUAUUAAAUGUUCCAUAUUUAUGCCAACGGUUUUAAAGCCGACUGGACAGAUGUCUCCUAAUGUUGGACCUGGUCUGUCUUCCUGCAACAUCCAUGUCUUUCUUGCAUGUGUAACUGCACAGAACUGCAGCUCUAACUCUUCAUUAACAAAUUCAUUAAAUCACUGCAUUUUUGUAAUCUCUCAUAUGAUAUUGGCUCUUAUCAACCAGUUAAAACCUUGCCUUGAAAACACCUCACAUUAAAAGUGGAUUGUGUCAUAUACCCCUAUUGUAUUGUACUAAUGAAGGUUGUAGAAAACGAUGUAUGCCUUUUUUUUUCUUUGUGAUAUUUUUUUUCCUGUCUGGUACAUGUAAAAAGUCUGGAAAGGGUGGAAGAUUUUGUGGCAGUGCCACCUGAGGGAAUGUCAAACUGAACACAUCAGCUGAUUUCAACCCAAGUUCUCCAGUCAUUAAAGGAAAAAAAACAUAAUUUUGGAGGCUGAUGAGGGUACUUACUGUCAUUUGCUGACCGUUAUCUGACCGUGUUGGAAGUUAGUGCCCUUUCUUUUUGGCAAUGUACUCUCAGGACCCACUGCCAUCCAAAUCUCAACCACUCUACCCUGUAGACUUUGGUUUGCCCAAAUAUAAAGGGAUUAAAUGUAUUUUACAAAUAGUGAA